UCGUAAGGUGAACUCGCUAAGAAAUAGAAAUUAAAUAGUUGAACUGUUUGUUACAGGCAUUAAAUGUCUCGCUAUCUGAGGACGUGAUUCUGUUGAAUUGUGAAGUUCAGUCCUUUUUUGGGAUUUAUUGCGAUUUUUCCUAGCUGCAUAAUAUAAAAAAAAAUAUUGUGCUAGUAUCAGCUAAAGGUGGAAAAAUGGAAAUAGAAUUAAAUUCCAUGCAUAGAGGGGAACGAAUUUCCGUUAACGAGUUAGAAGUUGAACAGUUGGUCAAAGAAACGACACGCAGAGUAUUAAAGGAGUACUGUAACAAUACAACAAUUCAUGGAUGUAAAUACCUUACUGCACCAAAACGGCACUGGACUGAAAGAUUUUUGUGGACUAUAGUUUUUGUCGUGUUAAUUGGUCUAUGCGGGUUUUCUAUCUUCAAUACCUGGUCUCAAUGGAAUAAUAAUCCAGUCAAAAUGAGCAUAGGCGGUGAAGAGUCAUUAAUUUCGGAGAUCCCAUUCCCAACAGUAACUGUUUGUUCGGAAACUAAAGCUCUCAAAAGCUUCCUAACUGGAACUUUCAAUUCAUGUCUCUUGGACAGAGAAAAACUUGAUGAUAUUCAGUGGACUCGAUGCGUCGCUGUACAGCAUUUGUGCAGUCGCCUACCUAAUGAGUUCGAGGACGAAAAUGCAAACGAAUCCAUUUUCAAAGAUAUUGAGGAUAUGGCACCUAGUAUGCUGGAGUCGGAUUCUUGGGACCAUGGAUGGAGUGGUACGGGUUCAUUAAAUAUCGAAACUAUGACUGAUGUGUUAACGGAAGAAGGAAUGUGUCACUCCUUCAAUACUCUGAACUCACAUGAAAUUUAUACGAAUGAAAUGGCUCCUGGAAUGAUGAUUGUAACAGGUAUUACAAGUAUAUCCAACUGGAAUCCAGAUAAUGGAUAUGAUGAAAGUGAUUUCGAUAGUUGGAAAUAUCCGAUACGAACGUAUUUAGCUGGACACGUUAAUGCAUUGUGAUUGGUACUUAGGCUACCGGAUGAAAGCAGAGGAUAUUCAUGUUAUGGUAGUCAUGUGUCCGGUUUCAAUAUAUUUCUACAUGCUCCUGGAGAAACUAUCAGGUCGUCAUCUGUAUUGUUCCGAGUGCCAUCUUCACAAGAGGUAACUAUUUCCGUCAAACCAAAGUUGACGAAGACUGCUGAAAGUCUUACGAGCUAUACACCUGAGCAACGGCGAUGUUUCUACAAUUGGGAACGUCGACUCAAGUUCUUCAAGAUCUACUCACAAAGAAAUUGUGAAUCCGAAUGUUCAGCGGAAUACGUAUUGAAGAUGUGCGACUGUGUAAAAUUUUCUAUGCCGAGAAGCAACACAACUAAAAUCUGUGGAACAGCAAAGAUCGAUUGUUAUAUCCGGCACGAAAUGGUCUUAUUCGGAGAUGGUGCAGAAUUCAUUAAUAUUGAUGCUAAUGCUUCGUUGCAUCGUCGAUCAUGUAAUUGUUUACCGUCUUGCCUUUCCAUUGCAUACGAUGCCGAGAUGGACCGAUUGAAUGUCGACGAUUCAAAAUCGCUAUUGUUUGGACCGAUCCAGUUUGAUGAAAUAGAGUACGGUGAUGUCAGCAUAGAAAUGAUGUAAUAAAUCCGCCCGUCUUUUCUUUUUCAAACCAUAACAGAGAACAUUCAACAUUUGUGUCGGUUUUCUUUCGGGAUCAGUAUGUGGAAACAGUUAUACGAGAGGAGCAAGGAACGCUUUACGAUUUUUUAGCGGAUUGCGGCGGUUUACUCGGCGGCUUUAUGGGCAUCUCAGCAUUGAGCAUUAUUGAAAUUAUUUAUUACGCAACGUUUCGAUUGUUCUGGUCGUCCAAUCAGAAGGGCAACAGGUUGGGAAGCAUUCCAGUAGUGAACACUUCUGCUGACGUAGCGUUUGACAGCAUUUCCAUCAGUACUGGAAACAUUCCUGUAGUGAACACUCCUCCUGAAUUAGCUAACAGCAGCAUUUCCAUCGAGAUACCAUAUUCCGAUUGAAUAAUAAUCAUUUAAAAUACACUUUCAUCUCCAAUUUGAAAUAAUUCUUAGGCUAAAAGUAUUGGGUCAUGGUCUACUCGAGAAUAUAUUUUCUUGGAUUUUCCCGAAUUUUCUUGAAAUUUUAAGAAAAUAUUUCCCCGAAUGUAGGUCCUGAUAAUGAUUGAGUUUGAGUGGCCUAAUAGAAUAUAUGUAAUUUCACUCAAACUCCCGCUUCAAUUGUAUUCUAAUAUGUGUAAAUUAUGAAAAUAAAA
Molecule: messenger RNA, 2253 nt
Organism: Bradysia coprophila
Lineage: Eukaryota; Metazoa; Arthropoda; Insecta; Diptera; Sciaridae
Product: pickpocket protein 28-like
Source: RefSeq, a predicted model, not a curated record